Molecule: messenger RNA, 1680 nt
Organism: Leptosia nina
Lineage: Eukaryota; Metazoa; Arthropoda; Insecta; Lepidoptera; Pieridae
Source: the annotation of a GenBank genome assembly
AUGGAGGUGGAAAAAAUAAACGUUAUAAGUUUGGCUCCUUGUGUUUCUGAUGUAAACUCCUGUGGAUGUUGCAAGCAAGUUAAUGUAAAAUUAACAAGUUUCUUAAAAUGCUCAUUUGGCUAUAUUAUCGAACGAUUUCUGGAUAUAAAGAUAAGCAAAAGUGACUUUUAUAUUUGCUGUGUCUGCCACUCAAUGUUGGUGAAAAUACAUAAAUUUAUGAGGCAGAUUAAAUAUAAUAACGGAUUAUUUGAGAAAUGUAUCUUAGAUGAAAAGCCAUGGUACAAUCUAAAAACUACAGAUCCAGUAAUUAUUGACACAUUUAUGCCUCUAAAUGCUACUAGUCUCAUGAAGACUGAUCACCAAAAAGGACCAGCAGUAUCUACUCGUACAAAACAAAGUCCACCCAAGCACAUUAAAUCAGAAGAUGCACAGAUAAAAGAAGAAGAUAGUGAUAGUACAGAUUAUAAAGACAUUGAGUACAUUGAAGAUUCCAUUGACUGUGAUUCAAAUAUAGAAUUUUCAAACCUGGAACGGACCGUAACUGCAAGUGUGACCACACAUAAGCUGAAAAAGAGAACUCCUAAGGCGUUGGGUAUGAGUUAUGAAGGGAAGAUACAAAUAAUUAAAAUAUCAUUGGAUGAUGUUUGGAAAGAGAGAGAGUUAAAUCGUAGUAAUGAAAAAUAUUUAAGACUGCCGCACAAAUGUGAGGAUUGUAUUGUAGCUUUUCAAAAUGAACCAGGGUUGAUAGAUCAUAUGCUUCAGAAACAUAAGGUGCGUGUAGAAAAUGGUGUCAAAUGUAACAUAUGUAACUCCAUAUUUCCUUCUCAAAUGUCAUAUGAUAUUCACUACAAAAGACACUUUAAAAGAUACGAAUGCAUAGCCUGUGGUAAAAGAUCCCGAACGCCAUCUGUUUAUCCUCUUUUGAAGCAUUACCAAGAACAGCAUGAAGCCAUAUCCUACACGUAUAAAUGCAAAUGCUGCGAUUUCACCACAAAUAAAUACAACGAACAUCGCCAGCACAAGAGGUCGCAUUUAUCACCAGUCACAUGUUCCUAUUGCAAUAAGACUUUAAGCUGUACCACAUCGCUGAAUACUCAUGUCAGAGCGGUGCACGAGAAUAAAUUGCAAGGCGAGUUUCCCUGCGACGUAUGCGGUAAAGUGUACGUACGACUUCGGAGUCUACGCGCCCACGAGAAAAUCCACAACGCUUCUGGAAACUUCUAUUGCGAGGACUGUCAGUCGACCUUCAAGACUGAGAGGAAUCUUCGACAGCACCUCAAGAUGCACUCAAGGCACGUCACCGAUGUCAUGAUGCGGUAUAGCUGCGAGGAGUGCGGUAAAAAAUUCCUAAGGAAGCGUAUUCUAGAAGAGCAUUUUAAUUUCACCCAUUUGAAGAAGUCGAAUCACACUUGCGACCAAUGCUCUAAGAUAUUCAAAAGCAGUCGCAAUUUGAUUCGACACGUCAGACAGGUUCACGAGAAGUUUCGACUGCCGAAGAAUAAAAUAUGCGAUCACUGUGGUCGCGGUUUUGCGACCACUAAUACUUUAAAUGCUCACAUACGGACACACACAGGGGAAAGGCCGUACCAGUGUCCGGAUUGUAGUUCAACGUUCCGUCAUCCGGCGGCACUUUAUACACACAAGAAGUUAUUACAUAAUCCUAAUAGGAAGAGACCUUAA